Molecule: messenger RNA, 1825 nt
Organism: Cavia porcellus (domestic guinea pig)
Lineage: Eukaryota; Metazoa; Chordata; Mammalia; Rodentia; Caviidae
Gene: Ackr4
Product: atypical chemokine receptor 4
Exons: 3
Coding region: 313-1365 (350 amino acids)
Biological process (GO): immune response; G protein-coupled receptor signaling pathway; cell chemotaxis
Cellular component (GO): membrane; external side of plasma membrane
Molecular function (GO): C-C chemokine binding; C-C chemokine receptor activity; scavenger receptor activity
Source: RefSeq, a predicted model, not a curated record
UUGCUUGGAAGCCUGGAGAACUAAACAGCCUCCCAUACAGGAGCCUUUUGAACGUUGUGUUCUGGUCUUUGAAAAGAAGCAUUACAGGAACGCAAGAGAAUUUAAAGCCAAGGAGAAAGGCACAGACAAAAUAACUUAAGAGAAUAUUCCUCUAAAUGCUUGCAAGUAAGGAGAGCUUGGCUGCCUGCACACUCCUGGGAGAAUCCGGUUUUGCUUAGCAGUCAGAGCUGCAAGCCCUUUCUUGCUCUCUUUGUGGAAAUACUAGAAAAUCUGUGGUUUGGAAAGAAGCCGGAAUUCCUUCAAAUCGGCACCAUGGCUUUGGAGCAGAACCACUCAGCAGAUUACUAUUACGAGGAAAAUGACCUGAACAGCACUCAUGACUACAGUCAGUACGAAGUGAUCUGCAUAAAAGAAGAGGUCAGAAAUUUUGCAAAAGUUUUCCUUCCUGCCUUCUUUGCAAUUGCGUUCAUCACCGGACUAGCGGGCAACUCCGUGGUCGUGGCAAUUUAUGCCUAUUACAAGAAACAGAGAACCAAGACAGACGUGUACAUACUUAAUUUGGCCGUGGCUGAUUUACUCCUCCUAUGCACUCUGCCUUUCUGGGCAGUUAAUGCAGUUCAUGGGUGGGUGUUAGGGAAAAUGAUGUGCAAAGUAACUUCAGCUUUGUACACAGUAAAUUUUGUCUCAGGAAUGCAGUUUCUGGCUUGUAUCAGCAUAGACAGAUACUGGGCAGUAGCUAAGGCCCCCAGCCAGACAGGAGUGGGUAAACCUUGCUGGAUCAUUUGUUUCUGUGUCUGGACGGCUGCCGUCCUGCUGAGUGUACCCCAGCUGGUUUUUAAUACAGUAAAUGACAACAGCAGGUGCAUUCCCAUCUUCCCCCACCACAUAGGCACGUUUAUGAAAGCAUCAAUUCAAAUGCUGGAAAUCUGCAUUGGAUUUGUGGCUCCUUUUCUUAUCAUGGGGGUGUGCUACUUUCUUAUAGCCAGAAUGCUCCUGAAGAUGCCCAACAUUAAAAAAUCUCAAGCCCUCAAAGUUCUGCUCACAGUGGUUCUGGUUUUCAUUGUCACGCAGCUGCCUUAUAACAUUGUCAAGUUCUGGCAGGCCAUAGACAUCAUCUACUCCCUGAUCACUGACUGCGACAUGAGCAAGCGCAUGGAUGUCGCCAUCCAGGUCACAGAGAGCAUCGCACUCUUUCACAGCUGCCUCAACCCUCUCCUCUAUGUCUUCAUGGGAACCUCUUUUAAAAACUAUAUUAUGAGAGUGGCCAAGAAAUACGGGUCCUGGAGAAGACAGAGACAAAAUGUGGAGGAGAUCCCUUUUGAUUCGGAAGGUCCUACAGAGCCAACGAGUUCUUUUACAAUUUAAAUGUAAAAUUGCUCUGCCUUAUGCUUGGAUGCACUUGAAUGAUGCUGCUUCUUCAGAUAAAACAUUUGCAUGAUUCUGAAACUCAGAUAUUGAACACUAUUUUUGCCAUUUAUCACACAGAGGCAGCUGAGAGGCGGGAGGGAAAGGACAGAAGUCAAGAAGAAUGAACGAUAAACAUAAAACAUGGAAAUUAAAAGGAACAAGAGGGAAAAUAUUAGUAAAAGGCUUCAAUAGAAGCACUAUGCUAUGAAGAAGAUCUUGGUGGGUCUCAAAUAGUUUUGUAUCUUGAUUACAGUAGUGGCUAAUCAAGUGAUAAAUGUUACAGAAUUCUACAAACAUAUUGUACCAAUUUCCACCAUUAGGUCCAUCCAUGGCUGAAGGAGAUCCAGGAUCAUUCUGUACUAUCUUUAUAGCUUCCUGUGACUUUAUAAUAACUUCACAAUAAAACAUUUUUAAAAUA